Messenger RNA from Caretta caretta (loggerhead turtle), 7059 nucleotides. RefSeq names its product dynamin 3 (gene DNM3). The record is from RefSeq and is a predicted model, not a curated record. Gene Ontology annotation, cellular component: microtubule; cytoplasm; plasma membrane. Gene Ontology annotation, biological process: synaptic vesicle budding from presynaptic endocytic zone membrane; receptor internalization. Gene Ontology annotation, molecular function: GTP binding; GTPase activity; microtubule binding. Lineage: Eukaryota; Metazoa; Chordata; Testudines; Cheloniidae.
GCUGGGCACUGGGCAUGCGCGCGCCGCUCAGCCUGGUCCGUUACCUGGUCUCGGCGGCGGCGGGAUGGAGGGGCUCAUCGAGCUGGUGAACCGGCUGCAGGACGCCUUCGCGGCGCUGGGGCAGAGCUGCCUGUUGGAGCUGCCGCAGAUCGCCGUGGUGGGCGGGCAGAGCGCCGGCAAGAGCUCGGUGCUGGAGAACUUCGUCUCCAGGGAUUUCCUUCCUCGAGGAUCUGGAAUUGUAACAAGGCGACCAUUGGUUCUACAGCUUGUCACUGCCAAAACAGAAUAUGCCGAGUUCCUACACUGCAAAGGGAGGAAGUUUACAGAUUUUGAUGAAGUUCGUCAAGAAAUUGAAGCAGAAACAGACAGAGUGACGGGACUGAAUAAAGGCAUUUCUUCAAUUCCUAUUAAUUUAAGAGUGUAUUCCCCACAUGUGCUAAGCCUGACUCUUGUUGAUUUGCCUGGAAUCACUAAAGUGCCAGUAGGGGAUCAACCUUCAGAUAUAGAGCAACAGAUCAGAGACAUGAUUAUGCAGUUCAUUUCUCGUGAAAACUGUCUGAUCCUGGCUGUGACUCCAGCCAACACUGAUCUUGCCAACUCAGAUGCAUUGAAGUUAGCUAAAGAAGUAGACCCUCAAGGCCUGAGAACCAUUGGUGUAAUCACAAAACUGGAUUUGAUGGAUGAAGGAACUGAUGCAACAGAGAUUCUGGAGAACAAGUUGCUCCCUCUUCGUAGAGGGUAUAUUGGAGUUGUAAACAGAAGUCAGAAAGACAUUGAUGGGAAGAAGGAUAUUAAGGCAGCCAUGCUGGCAGAAAGGAAAUUCUUCCUUUCCCAUCCAGCUUACAGACAUAUGGCAGACAGGAUGGGAACACCAUAUCUGCAGAAAGUUCUAAAUCAGCAACUCACCAAUCACAUUCGAGACACACUGCCAGCCUUCCGGAGCAAACUUCAGAGCCAGCUGCUUUCUAUAGAGCAUGAAGUAGAGGCAUAUAAAAACUUUAAACCAGAAGAUCCGACGAGAAAGACUAAAGCCUUACUGCAGAUGGUUCAGCAGUUCUCAGUGGACUUUGAAAAAAGAAUUGAAGGAUCAGGGGAUCAAGUUGACACAUUAGAACUAUCUGGUGGUGCCAAAAUCAAUCGCAUUUUCCAUGAGCGUUUUCCUUUUGAACUAGUAAAGAUGGAAUUCAAUGAGAAAGAACUGCGGAGAGAAAUAAGCUAUGCAAUCAAAAACAUACAUGGUAUCAGAACAGGUUUGUUUACUCCAGACAUGGCCUUUGAGGCUAUAGUUAAAAAACAGAUAGUGAAGCUGAAAGGGCCUUGCUUAAAAAGCGUGGAUCUGGUGAUGCAAGAGUUAAUCAACACUGUCAAGAAAUGCACUAAAAAGCUGGCGACCUAUCCAAGGCUAUGUGAGGAAACGGAAAGGAUUGUUGCUGGCCACAUUCGAGACAGAGAGGAGAAGACCAAGGAACAGGUACUGCUGCUAAUUGAUAUCCAGGUAUCUUACAUCAAUACCAACCAUGAAGACUUCAUUGGCUUUGCAAAUGCCCAACAACGAAGCAGUCAGGUUAACAAAAGUGCAGUUGGAACUCAGGGAGCCAAUCUACCGCCUUCACGGCAAAUUGUGAUCCGGAAAGGCUGGCUUACCAUCAACAAUAUCGGCAUUAUGAAAGGGGGGUCCAAGGAGUACUGGUUUGUUCUGACUGCAGAAAGCUUGUCCUGGUAUAAAGAUGAUGAGGAAAAGGAAAAGAAGUACAUGCUUCCCUUGGACAACCUGAAAGUGCGGGAUGUUGAAAAGAGCUUCAUGUCUAGCAAACAUAUUUUUGCCUUGUUUAACACGGAGCAAAGGAAUGUUUACAAGGAUUAUCGCUAUCUUGAGCUGGCUUGUGAUGCCCAGGAGGAGAUGGAUAGCUGGAAGGCAUCCCUACUGCGAGCUGGUGUCUAUCCUGAUAAAUCCUCGUUGGAAAACGAUGAGAACAGCCAAGCAGACAAUUUCUCCAUGGACCCUCAACUGGAGAGGCAGGUGGAGACUAUUCGCAACCUUGUGGACUCCUACAUGUCUAUUAUCAAUAAGUGUAUUCGUGAUCUGAUACCAAAAACAAUCAUGCACCUUAUGAUCAACAAUGUAAAAGAAUUCAUAAAUGCAGAGCUCCUGGCUCACUUGUAUUCCUCUGAGGACCAAAACACCUUGAUGGAGGAGUCAGCAGAACAGGCUCAGAGGCGAGAUGAGGGGCUUCACCUGUACCAAGCCCUAAAAGAAGCACUGGCAAUCAUUGGAGAUAUUAGCACUAGCACUAUAUCUAUCCCUGCCCCACCUCCAGUUGAUGAUUCCUGGCUACAGCAAUCCCGCAGAUCACCCCCUCCAAGUCCUUCAACUCAGAGAAGACCUACAUUAAAUAAUCCCCCAACCAGACCUUUAUCUGGCCGAGGACCUGCUCCAGCAGUCCCAUCACCAGGCCCUCUGUCUGGGGCUCCACCGGUCCCAUUCCGUCCAGGACCAUUACCUCCAUUUCCUAACAACAGUGAAGGCCUUGGGACGCCACCUCAGGUUCCAUCUCGGCCAACGCGGGCUCCUCCCAGUGUUCCAAGCCGAAGACCACCCCCUUCACCCACUCGACCCACUGUAAUUCGUCCGUUAGAUUCAUCCCUGUUAGAUUAAGUGAAGUUUCUGGCAUGUCAUUAAUUGCUAACCAAAUGUAUGGAAGCAACUCGCUUGAUAACUGUUGCAAUAACCAAGGUAUAGUCGCAUGUAUGGACAUCUGUAGGCAAGUAACUGAUUUUACUAAUAUACUCUGUCCAUUCUGUAUUGCUUAUGAGGUCUGAAAUGUCAUGGGAAGGUCUGUGAUGCCUUGACUUUCCCUCUUGCAAACAGCUGAUUUCUUAGCUAGUAUAUUGACAUAUAUAUUAAUGCAGGCACUUGAGUGUUCCCAGUUCUAUACAAUCAAACAGGGGCUUGCUGUAUUGUGUGUUGUGUUGACCGAGUGCUUAGAGUUUGCCUCUUCCCCAUUUCAAAGGGACAUCUUGUUUUUAUAAGUAGCUUCCAUGUUUCUGCGUCAGAUUGUUUAAAGAAAGGCUUCCUAUAAUUUGGGAUUAUAGUUAUACACAUUUCCUUCCUUAAAUGCCAAUUGGGCUGAGAGAAACAAUGUUGUCUGUAAUUAAAAUCUCCUGAACGCCCCAUAAUUACACAUGUCCUCAUGUCUCUUUCACAAGCCUGCUGGAUGGUUACUUUCACUAUAAUUUCUCAACAUCAGAAGCCUCUAGGUUAUGAAGGACGUUGCUAAGGAAAAUAAGGCCAUAUAUGGUGUGAUGGGCUCCGCUCUUUGUGUCCCUCUUUACAGGCCAAGGGGCAGUCAGUCUUCUCUUUUAGUAACUGGUAAGAGCCAGAUUCUGAUCCCCUUGCUCACAUUGGGUAGUAUUUCCUCAUAUGAGCAUUCCUACCAAACUUGAUGGGAGCAUGAGUGUAAACAUAACACACCAUGAGUAAGGCGUCAGAGUCUGGAGUAAGUGGGUGGUAUAUUUGGCAUUUCAGUGUGAGAAACUGGAACAGAUUGGAUAUGUGAAUGUCUGUAACUGAGCCACCAAUUCCUUACCCACUAUUUGAAUGAUAUUUUGACCAAAGUCACAGAGUUCAGAUCUGAAUUUGGAUCUGAGCUUUCUCGGUAGCAAGUGCUGUUUGGAUCGAGGAUUUUGUUUGAAGCUGAUCUCUCUUUUCAACCAUUAUUAAAACCCUCAGACAAAAUUACACUGUGUAAAGAUUUUGCAUUUUCAUUCAUUGAAAUCCCCUGUGGCUUGGUAUGAUAGUCCCUUUAUCCAACUAAAACAAGUGAGAAGUGAUCAGCUAUAUAUCCUGGAGAUGUGUUAUUUUAACAGCUGUUCAUUUUCAAGGGUCCUAUUGUUUGUUGUUGUUUACAAAAAGCUUUAUCUUAACUAGUUACCUUGCCAUUUUAAAUAGAUCAGGAAAUUUCCCUCCCUGGUGUACAACAAAUGAAGUGGACAGAAUUAAACUAAUUUGGCCUGAUGUCUUCAGAAAGUAUUUGUUGUUAGUUUAUUAUAGUUACAAUUCCUAAGGGAAGGCAGUUGGUGGUUAUGAUGGCCAUCACUGUAAUGAAUCAAUCUAAUGAAUUCAUGUAUUGAGGCUGUAUGUGGUACUACAGUACACAGUAUCUCAAUGGUUGGGAGGGAUCCUAUCAGAACCACAACCAGUGGGAAUUUUGCCUGUUAAAUAUUCCCAGACUGUUGAUUUAAAUAAUAGCUGUGUCCACCACUGAAGCAAAUUGUGUUUCUGUUACAUAAGAGAGUUUAACUUGGGAAAGCAGCGUGAUUUUUAUAUUAGUUUAAUUUCCUGUCAACCUUAUACUCAGCACACGCACCUGUAGAGUCUAGAGGUCAGUGUUUUAAGCACUGCAAAGAUGGACUUUGACACGUUGGUGAUCUUAGUGAAUUGCUAAAAUGGCCAAUGUUAAUUUGAAGAACAUGCUAAAAUACUGAACAACAAACUUAUAAAAUCAUCUUUAAAGUAAAAAGAAAUUGCACCUUCUAAAUUCAGUUGUGCUGUUUUGAAUUAUGGGAAAGUAAAAGAUUACAUUUCAAUGAUGUUUCUAUGCUUUCCACUCUUUAGUAUUCUGUAAUUUAAUACGUAACAUGUUAUUUAUUAUAGGUAUUUAUAUGGUACUAUACCAGUAGGUGUAUGCUUUACAGGCAAAACUUCUGUAUUUAUUAUCUCCAAGUUUUAAUUUGCAACCAACUUCUAUUAUAAAGCCCUAUUUUAGCACCCUUUUAAUUUUGACUUUGGAAACUGAUUUGGCAAAAAAAAUUGAAAUUUUUUUUUCAAAAAGCACAGGAGAAAGUGUCUAGUUAAAUCUGCUUGAGACAGCUACAUUUUAAAGAAAAUAGACUGAACUUAAGCCAAGUUAUUAAUAAUUUUUGUUGUGGAUAAAUCUUAAACUGCCCACACAUUGCCUGAUUCUGAGUUCAUGUACGCUGUUGUCAAGCUAUAGUAACUCCACUGAAGUCAUUGGAGUUACAGCAGAGUAAAUUCUGCAUAACCGAGAUCAGAAUCAGGCCCAUAACAUAUUGGGCCUAAUUCUCAAUUGCCCUGUAUUUUUGUAGUCAUUUACUUCAGUGCAAAGUGGGUAUAAAGAAAUCAGAAUGGGAUAGCAUCUGACACACAGUUUGCACUGAAGUAAAUGGCUACAAAAGGUGAAGAGAAUUGGGCUCGUUUUUAUCAGUCACUAAGAAAUGCAUAUUUCAUCACAGUGUAGCAACAUUAAAUCUGACCCAAAAUAAAGAGUAUUCUUUCAUCAGUGAUCUCAAAAUGUAAACAAUACAAAACUAUUCUGGAAGGAAACACAGCAUUUAAAUAUGUGCGCAUUAAUCAGCCUCAAGUGCAAAUCCACAUACUCUGAUAAUUUUACCUUAAGUUGAUAGUUAUGCAUUUUUCAGAGUAAACUACGUUUCUCAAGAAAAAGGAAUUCUAAAUACUUUACCAAAAAAGUCUACCGCCAGCUGAUACAGAUUCAUCUUAUAAUCAUAGUUCAUGUUUGUCAGCAUGGCAAUCUGUGGAACUGCACUCUUCAUUCCUACUCACCCUGAUUACGUUUAGUUCCUCUCCUCCCCUCCCACCCCCUCAAGUUCUUACCAGAAACAUUCCUGGCAGCAGCUCACUCCGUGCUGGAAGGACAGCUGGGCAACUCGCCAGUACUUCUGCCUAGAUCUUCCAGUAGGGGAGUGGCUGACUGAGAAAGGUAGCGUUUCCCUCCACAGACAAUGGCGUGCUAAGCCUGAGAUCCCAUAUCCCAGACACACAGCCAGGGACUGUUCACCCUUCAUUAGACUGUCUCUAGAAAAGCUCAGAAGACUGACUGUAGAGGAUGAUUCUUUUCCUGCAGUUAACUUAAUAGGAAUGAAGGGCUGGGGGAGUUUGUCUGGCUGUGUGUGUGGAAAGAUGGAUCAAGGACUUCUCAUGUUAGUGAUCUCCAAUCUCCAUUCCAUUCCUUGGUGAGCAGUGUCCAUGUGGUUGGAUGACCACUUCUAGUUUGGCUUCAGGCUGGUGCUCAUCCAUUAUUUUGUUUAGGCGAAGCCUAGCUCUUAGCAUGGAUAGUGUAUUGUGCCUUGCAAAGUCAUGGUUGACCUUGCUAAAGAGGUGUAAUGUGCCUGCUUGUGUCAUAAGUAGCUCUCAGUCUGUAACCCUACACCUUCCUAAGACAAGGAGUGUCUGUGAAAUGAAAAGGAAGGCUUAGCUAUAGUAAAUAUGUAUUUACUUCAUUGCCUGUCUUAUUGCACUUUCUGAAUAAGCCUCUUCUAAAAGAGACUUCUGUUCUAUUAAGAGAGAUGUGUGUGUUUUGUAUAAUGCCAUCUUGUGUUAUACUAGAACAUAGAAAAUAUUAUACUCGAUAUUGCAAGCCUCUAUUUAAAACUAUGUGCAUACAGUACAGAGAGAUUAUUAGAUAGAUCUAUUUGUCUUAAGAACUGAAGACCACUCAAUUGAAUGCAGACCUGUUUUGCACUGAUGGUAUUGGUGAGGUGUUUCACCCUCUGCAUUGGUUUUACAUGAGGCUCAUGUCCUGCUUUUGUCUUUGAUCCCCCCCCAUGCCGUGCUCUGCAUGUAACACAGUAGAACAGCUUCUUUUUGUAAAUGAAUAUCACUCUGCCUGUCUUUCCUCUUGCUUUAUCUCCAGGCGAGUGGAUACAGAUGGCUUCUCCCGUCCAGAGAGUCCAACGCACUUGCUUGAUAUGUGAUUUGUUCCAUGUUGCCGGCUGUUUGUUUUGUUCCCGGUUUGUGUUUUAUCCCUCUCUACUUUUCCAGAAUGAUGUACACAGUGGCGUCGUUUUGUGAGGAGCAAGUGCUCAGAUUCUCUCUGAAUGUUGCUCUGUAUGUUAAUUGCCUCGUUAAUAUGAGCCACAACACCUGCCAUUGGUUUUGCAGUAUGUAAAUGAUUACUGGCAUGGAUUUUUGCACACUGUGACUGGAUCUCUGAAUCCUCAGUCAUUACCGAAGGUCUCAUACACCUGCUGUAAAAAUGUCGCACUGCAUUUCUGAACCUGAAAUAAAGGUGAAUAUUG